AUAGAAUUUAAAUUUGUUGAUGAUGACGUUGCAACUGACGAAGAAUUUUUCGCCCAAGCGAAUGAACCUUUAUCUAGUUUUGACAUAACUAUCGGCCAUUUAGAAGAUAUUGUUGUGGGCAGUGAAUUUCAAGAUAUACAGCAUAAUUUCCUGAAUGAGCAUUAUAAUAGCUUUGAAGAUACCGAUGAGAAUAAGUUGUGCUAUACUGAAAUACACAAGAAAUAUAUGGACACUGUUGAAACGUUUUUGGAAGGAGAGCUGAAAAAAAACAUCCCUGAUUUCAGCAUGGCCGACUUUGUAGCCGAAGUGUGGUAA
Molecule: messenger RNA, 315 nt
Organism: Protopolystoma xenopodis
Lineage: Eukaryota; Metazoa; Platyhelminthes; Monogenea; Polystomatidea; Polystomatidae
Source: the annotation of a GenBank genome assembly